UCAGGAUUACUUUAGCUAUUGCUGUUUGCGUUUUGUUUUGUAGCAUAUUUUGAGAUUAUAGGAUUUCGUAGCUUAUUGACGGUUUUGUUCGUAAGCGGGAGAAAUGGCUGACCUAAUUCGUCUUCGCCCUACCGCGUGGCUCUUUACGAUUCCAGUGGAGCACUUCGAAGGAACACGCCUCGGAAGAGCAAUGAUGAUGUAUACGGCUACUGUAGAAAUGGAUGCAAAAGAAACUGAGAGACAUUACGGGAUUGCGGCGGGGACGGCAGCGUCUUGGAGAGUAACAAUCGUGACGAAUGAGUCUCAGAUCGCCUCUUUCAAGAUUGACCCAGCUCUCAGCAAGCAUCAGCUUGUCAGCAAAGUGCCCCUGCGCGUUGAAGGCUGCAUCAGCGGAACAGGUGAACAAUUCGGAGAACCGUACAUAGUGAAUGUCGAUCGGAAUGGCUGGGAGGUGAAAAAGACGCUCACAUCGACCCGUUCUCUGUCGAUUCCUUUGGGCCACAUGUCUGACGAGUAUGAAUACUAUUACGCAAUUAACCCAGGGACGAUACUGUGUGUCAGACUGGCGUUUUAUCCCAAAACUUCUGAUGGCGGAUCGAAGGACCCUGUGCCGGCGUAUCAACAUCCUCUGGUAAAACGCUUCGGCGCUUUACUGGAGAGUGGACGCUUAGCCGACUGCAAACUGAUAUCGCGCGAUGGACAAGAGUUUGACGUCCAUCGUGCCCUGCUGGCUGCCCAUUCGUCGGUAUUUGCUGCCAUGUUCGAGAACAACAUGAAGGAGAAAUUGUCGGGACAUUGCGAAAUAAAGGAUAUCGAUGGUCCGGUCUUGAAAGCGCUCAUCAGGUUUGUCUACACAUGCACUCUGCAGGAGCUGCCAUCUGCUAGUCUACCGACAUUGUACGACGCUGCGGACAAGUACGAUAUGGAUGAUCUGCGGGUGCGCUGCGAAGAAGGAAUGGUUGCAUCGGUCAACGUGGAUAAUGCACUGCAGUACCUGUUGUUCGCCAAGGAUCGUGGUCUGCGGGAUCUGAAAUUGGCGGCUGCCAAGCUAAUCGGCGAGUAUGGCGACGAAAUCUGAGCUCCUGGAUGAGAAAACUGUGGACGCCACGUCGCCACCUUCAAAGGCCAAAUGCUGUCGAGUUGCUGGUUUUGUUUUAAUGGUCGCAGUUUCUAUGAUUGUCUUAUGUACGUAGAUAUGUACAUAUUCGUAUUUAC
Molecule: messenger RNA, 1215 nt
Organism: Paramacrobiotus metropolitanus
Lineage: Eukaryota; Metazoa; Tardigrada; Eutardigrada; Parachela; Macrobiotidae
Product: TD and POZ domain-containing protein 4-like
Exons: 3
Coding region: 104-1078 (324 amino acids)
Biological process (GO): proteasome-mediated ubiquitin-dependent protein catabolic process; regulation of proteolysis
Cellular component (GO): nucleus; cytoplasm
Molecular function (GO): ubiquitin protein ligase binding
Source: RefSeq, a predicted model, not a curated record